Scatophagus argus is the source of this 1976-nucleotide messenger RNA. RefSeq lists its product as uncharacterized. Gene Ontology annotation, cellular component: lysosome. NCBI's taxonomy places the organism in Eukaryota, Metazoa, Chordata, Actinopteri, Scatophagidae. The record is from RefSeq and is a predicted model, not a curated record. The coding region runs from base 87 to 1766 and encodes 559 amino acids. The transcript has 11 exons. Gene Ontology annotation, biological process: immune response. Gene Ontology annotation, molecular function: cysteine-type endopeptidase activity.
CACAGCGUGAUUGGCUGAGACGGAGUGUGCGUGGGACCAUUAAUUAGUUGUGUCUUUGUUUGAUACUCAACUGACUGACUUAUUGCAUGUACUCCAUUAUUUCGGUAGAAACAAUGCGUUUGUACAUUGCUGUCGUUCUGUUGUGGGCUGGAGUUGCUACGGAGGGGAAAGCAGUCCCGUCCCUUCCUAAGUUUGGAAGCAGCUAUCAUGUCAAAGGAUUGAUUUCUCUACCUUAUGCUGAAAUCAAGGAGCCAUUUGAGGCCUGGUUCGACCAAGCAGCAAAGUCCAGCCGAAUAGACUACUACCAUGGUCAGGUGUCAACAUACCAGCUGGGGGCGGAGCAGCAGUGGGGCGUGGCCUAUAAAAUCACCCCUGAGUCCACAGAGGAUGAGCUUAAUGUGAUGAAGUGCUUCCAGGUCAACGGAACAAAGGAAGAAGCGGUCACACCGCAGGCAUCGCUGCCCAGUGUGCAGGGCUUCCAGUUCUUGAGGAUGGAGUACUAUGGAGGUUCUCUGUGUGAAGUCUGGCAGAAUGUGACUACUGUGGGCUACAAGAAGAACACGUACACACUGUGGGUGACUCAUUCAGAGGGUGGUGCAGAUGCCAAAGAAGAUCCUGCCAUACCUGUCCAUUAUGAGAUGAUGGGAUACAACACGCUACUGGGGUCACAUUAUGACAAAUACUUGGUGGACUACAAAGAGUUCAGUACUCACGUGGAUCCCACAGUCUUCUCUCUGCCUGAAGGGAUGACUUGUGGCGGAUUUCCUGGUCCAGGAGUGGAGCACCACAUGUUGGCCAACCCGAUGAAAGAUCUCAUCCACACCUCAGCAUCGGGCCACUCAGAGCGCAUGUUCAACCACUUCAAGGAAAAGUUCCAGCGUCAGUACAGCGAUGAAAGAGAACAUGAGAAAAGACAGCACGCUUUUGUUCAUAAUCUCCGAUAUGUCCACUCCAAGAACAGAGCAGGGCUGCCCUUCUCUCUGGCUCUGAACUCUCUGUCAGAUCGCACCAUGUCGGAGCUGGCCACCAUGAGGGGAAGGAAACGAGGAAAGACCCCAAAUAGAGGGCUCCCUUUCCCCUCUAAGAUUUACGAAGGGGUGCAAGUACCAGACUCACUUGACUGGAGGCUGUAUGGUGCUGUGACCCCAGUAAAGGACCAGGCCAUCUGUGGCUCCUGCUGGAGCUUUGCCACUACUGGAGCAGUAGAGGGCGCCCUCUUCCUAAAGACGGGCUCCCUGCAGGUUCUGUCUCAGCAGAUGCUGGUGGACUGUUCCUGGGGUUUCGGCAACAACGGCUGUGAUGGAGGGGAGGAGUGGAGAGCGUAUGAGUGGAUCAUGAAACAUGGAGGCAUCGCCACAACUGAAACUUACGGAGCCUACAUGGGAAUGAAUGGAUUUUGCCAUGUCAACACAUCCCAGCUUACUGCACGAAUCCAGAGCUACACCAACGUCACAUCAGGAGAUGCAGAGGCCCUGAAGCUGGCACUCUUUAAAAAUGGACCAGCGGCUGUCAGUAUUGAUGCUUCACAUAGAUCAUUUGUUUUCUACAGCCACGGUGUCUACUAUGAACCAGCGUGCGGGAACACCACUGAUGAUCUGGAUCAUGCUGUGCUUGCAGUGGGAUACGGCACCCUGAACGGGGAGCCGUACUGGUUGAUAAAGAACUCAUGGUCCACCUACUGGGGCAACGACGGCUACAUCCUCAUGUCAAUGAAGGAUAACAACUGUGGCGUCACCACCGAUGCUACAUAUGUUUCACUGGCAUAGCUUGGACCAUAUAAAUCUAUAUGUUAAUACCACUAUGUGAGUGUGAGGUUGAAUGACACCUAAUGCUGGAUGUGUUGAGGUGUGGUUAUCAUAUCAAACUGAGCUCCUUGGUGAUAAUAAUGUGUUGAAUGUUGUAAUCGAAUGGUGUCAGAGUGAAGUGAUAUGCUGUAAAACUUGCACACAGAAAAAAAAGAUUGCUUUUUUUUUUUU